Messenger RNA from Asterias rubens (European starfish), 2407 nucleotides. RefSeq lists its product as uncharacterized. Lineage: Eukaryota; Metazoa; Echinodermata; Asteroidea; Forcipulatida; Asteriidae. Bases 358 to 1494 code for a protein of 378 amino acids. Gene Ontology annotation, cellular component: cytoplasm. Gene Ontology annotation, molecular function: protein serine/threonine kinase activity; ATP binding. The transcript has 3 exons. The record is from RefSeq and is a predicted model, not a curated record. Gene Ontology annotation, biological process: protein phosphorylation.
AUGGAGCAAUUAGCGUGAACGAAAAGAAGGUUUGCCGUCAGCAAAAUGGCAAGUUGUAUAAAAACAGAAAUCAACUCUUGAAGGUUAUAAAACCAACUUUCUGUGGAGUACCCUUUUUGUACCAGGCCUCGUCCAGUGCUAGCUACACUUUGGGGAAUUUUCACCGGGUGCUUCAGACGGAAGGAGGGCCGAAACAAAGGUGAACCCUACAGCUACAAUACUUCAGCAUCUAGCAACAUCAACGAUGACGACCGGGCGGUCAGCAGCAACUGCACCCACGCCCUGCCUCAAUAUCCAGACGGUGAGAUAGCCGAGUGUUACACCGUGGACUCAGAAAAGACUUCAUCAGGAUCCCAAAUGUUUGGCUUUGGUAGCGGGGGUGAAAGUAUUUACACUGAAAGACGCACCAUCAUGGGACAAGUAGUAUCGGGACCGAAAGAAGAGACCCACCAUAGUUGCAAAAGACGAAAGACUGUUGCCAACAAGCAAACAUCAGUAGAUGCUGCAGACCUACAAAGAACAGCCGUAGAAUUACAGCUCGGACAGAUCAUCAAACCGAAUGUCAUCAAACUCCCCGCCAUCACAAAGCUCCCAACCAUAACGUCAUCAGAUACCGUUCAAGACCAUGCUCUGCCGUACCCAACCAUUAACGAAAAAGACCUGCGUCGUGCCAACAAGGAGGGACGCCCUCUAGUGCUUGGCCGAGGCCAGAGUGGUGUAGUCCGGUUAAUGAGGUACCACCAAUCGGAUGGAAGUUCCUCAUUGGUUGCAGUCAAGAGAUUAAUAAGUGGCACCUCGUCUGGUACCCAAGUUGCUCUUAUGAGAGAGAUCAGAGCGAUGCUUGAUGUCGAACAGUGCCCCAUCUUCCCUCGGGUGGUAGGUGUUAUUAACAAGCAGUCAUUCGCUCAGGAGUACAUUGGUAACCCAAAGAGUUUAGCUUCAUUAAGCAUCACCAAGGCACUCAGAGGUAGACCCCAGAUAUCACUCUUAAACUGGAUAUUGAUCAUCACUGACGUCGUCGAAGGUUUGUCGGCACUCCACCAAUCAGGAUGGGCUCAUUGCGACAUACAGACUAAUAACGUGUUGCUAUGGAAGAACUGGGGCAGAAAAGAGGCGACAACCAGAUGGGAAGCUCGGAUCAUUGAUCUGGGAAAUGCGAAGUGGUUGGAGAGUUCGCGAUGCCUCAGUUUGUCAUUGACCGAGAAGGAAACGUACUACCGUAAUUGCAGACAUAUCCCUGCCGAGGUUGUGGAAGGCCAAGCCCCGUAUAGUAUCGCCUCUGACAUACACAGCCUCGGUGUUUUGAUGACAGACAUUGCCAGUAAGAUAACAUCACUGACUGCUAUCUUACCGUUGGCUGAAUCGUGUACAACUAUAGACUACAAACUCAGACCUUCCACCCAGUUGUUCAUGAAGGAUCUUGAUACAUGGUGUUAUGAUCAAACAGGCUGCAAUAUAUCUCAGUUGAAAAGACAGAUUAUUACAUAUGUCUGAAGGAUUCAAUAUUGCUGUCAACCAUAUUCACUCUUCGUUUCAGCUGGUUCCAUGUGACCCGGUGGUGCUUUUGUUUGAGCAAAACUUAUCAAGAUCUGAAGUCUACAUGACAAUCAUUUAGUGUUGCCCGUAUACCUGUAUAUGCACCAUUUUCUGAACUCUACAACUACAAAUUCCUUUAAAAAUCUAUAUGAACCGUUUUGCUUCCAAACUACCUCACGUUCACUUAUAUAUUUUUCCAAAGGUAGUGAGUUUUAUGUCGUCAUGAAUGCAAUUUUUUAAUCUGGAGGGAACAGUUUUGAUGAUCAAAUAGAUCUCUAAUAUAAGGCGGGUCUACUUGAGAAUUUGUUUAGAAAAAAAAUUGCAAAACAAAGUCUAGUUAGGAAGUUCUAAAGUUUGGGUUUGAAAGGGUACGAAAUAGGCCACAUUGUCGUACCGACCACUGUUUUGAAAUAAUAACUUGUAUACGCUUGUUUUUAAAACAGAAAUUAACCAUGCCUGCUUAAAGAUGGGGAAUACAUUUUGAAGAAAAUUCUAAUCCUUUUUUACUGAACCAGUUUUUAUGGAAUUCGGGAUCAGAUGAAUUUUUUAAUCAGUGUUGACCAUGUUAUUUUUAAAAUAUCGAUCCUAGUUUUUAAAAUCGUGCUAAUGUCAAAAAUGAGAUUUUCAAUAGAUCAAAGUAUUCAAUUGGUUAUAUAUUUUUUAAAUAUAUGGGAAAGGCAUUAUUUUUUUAAGAUUCAAGUCUAAUCCUGUUUGUUUGGGGACUGACUCCAUGGCCAAAUUUGAUAGAGCUGCUUAAACACAAAAGUUAAUAAGCAGAACAAAAUUAUGCUUACCAUGCAGAUUAUGGUUAGCAGCCAAAAUAUAGGUUUUCUCGGUCAAUUUCGGAAAAUGAGCAGCCAAUUUAACCACC